Messenger RNA from Schistocerca piceifrons (Central American locust), 1384 nucleotides. RefSeq names its product NAD-dependent protein deacylase sirtuin-5, mitochondrial-like. The coding region runs from base 305 to 1243 and encodes 312 amino acids. NCBI's taxonomy places the organism in Eukaryota, Metazoa, Arthropoda, Insecta, Orthoptera, Acrididae. Gene Ontology annotation, molecular function: NAD+ binding; protein-succinyllysine desuccinylase activity; protein-malonyllysine demalonylase activity. The transcript is spliced from 7 exons. The record is from RefSeq and is a predicted model, not a curated record.
UACCGACGAAAGAAAUUGUAUCGACGCAUUGUUGUGCAGUCGCAAGUCAUGUGAUUUGCGGGAUUGAAAUGUUUGCUGACGGGCCGUAGGUGUCAACUGUCAGUGUACAGUUAGCCGCAGGUGUUUUUUAGCUGUUACAACGUUGUGAAAAUAGAUUUAUCCUUUGUGACGAUUUGGACGGUGAAUGUGGAAAACGAAAUACUACUUCACUUGUGAAAUAUAUGGGCAUAAACUGCUAGUCUGUUUUUCUCUACGUAAAAUGCAUUAAAGCAAAUGAAAGCCCAACGAUGAUGCUGAAACCUCAAUGAAACAUCUCUGGGUGAUAGCACAAAAAGAAACAAUUGUGUUUUGCUCAAGGAUGGUUCUACUCAAGCAUUCAUUUUUCUCUGGAGGGAAAGUUUUAACUUUGAGAGCUACAAUGGCUUCACGAAAUCGACCAAUAUCUGACAUGGCAGCCUUUAAGGAUGUGCUCAGAAAAUCAAAAAACUGUGUUGUGUUAUCUGGAGCAGGUGUAUCUGCAGAAUCAGGUAUACCAACCUUCAGGGGAUCUGGAGGAUUCUGGAGAAAGUAUCAAGCACAAAACUUAGCCACACCUGAAGCUUUCCAGAGAGAUCCUUCUCUUGUGUGGGAGUUUUAUCAUUAUAGAAGAGAACUUGUGAUGACAAGAAAACCAAACAAGGCUCAUUUUGCCAUAGCAGAUUGCCAAAAGAGAUUCAGAGAUCAAGGGAAAUCAUUUACAAUAAUUACACAAAAUAUUGAUGGGCUGCAUCAACAAGCUGGUGCUGAAGAUGUUAUAGAGCUGCAUGGUUCACUUUUCAAAACAAGGUGCACCAAAUGCCAUGAAGUGUUAGAGAACAGAGUCAGCCCGAUAUGUCCAUCGCUGGCUGGAAAAGGGGCUCCAGACCCAGGUGCAGUCUCAGCAGACAUUCCUGUCUCUGAAUUGCCACACUGCAAAUCAAAUGGCUGUGGAGGACUUCUGCGACCUCAUGUUGUCUGGUUUGGGGAGGGGUUAGAUCCUGAAGUCUUGGUACAAGCUGGCUUACAUUUGGAUUCUUGUGACCUGUGUUUAGUAGUGGGUACAUCUUCUGUUGUGUAUCCGGCAGCAAUGUUUGCUCCUCAGGUAGCAGCCAGAGGUGUACCUGUGGCAGAAUUCAACCUAGAGGAAACUCCUGCCACAAAUGAAUUUCAAUUUCAUUUUGAAGGUCCAUGUGGAUCAACUGUUCCAGAAGCACUGUCAGUGUAGUAUUACUGAAACAUUUAUGUUCUAUAUCUGGACUUAAAUCAAAUGUAAUAGUAUUCUGAUGAGAAUGACAAACUGUUGAAAAAAAAAUGUAUAUAUUUGAAAUGUUGUGUUACCUGAGUGAUAAAUGUUUUUAAAAAAUCA